Aureobasidium namibiae CBS 147.97 is the source of this 1296-nucleotide messenger RNA. Its product is annotated as MFS monocarboxylate transporter-like protein. Gene Ontology annotation, molecular function: transmembrane transporter activity. NCBI's taxonomy places the organism in Eukaryota, Fungi, Ascomycota, Dothideomycetes, Dothideales, Saccotheciaceae. Gene Ontology annotation, biological process: transmembrane transport. The record is from RefSeq and is a predicted model, not a curated record. Gene Ontology annotation, cellular component: fungal-type vacuole membrane. Bases 1 to 1296 code for a protein of 431 amino acids. The transcript has 2 exons.
AUGACGUCCUACGAGCCCAAGAACAACCGCGCCCACGAGAGCAUCUCAAGCUUCAAGGACCUGGAGAAUGAGCAAGGGCAAGGAUCAUACAAUGUUGAGCCAGCUCCCGAUGGUGGACUACAAGCCUGGACACAAGUCGCCAUGGCGCAUUUGACUAUCUUCAGCACCUGGGGCUGGGUCACGAGUUACGGCGUCUUCCAGGAAUACUAUCGCACGUCGCUGGGUUUGGAUCCUUCUGCCAUCUCGUGGAUUGGCAGUGUACAGAUUUUCCUGCUGUUCUUCUUGGGGACUUUCAGUGGAAGGGCACUGGAUGCUGGACUCUUCCGACCGGUGUACUUUGCUGGGACGGUGUUUCAGCUGCUGGGCGUGUUUUCUAUGUCUGCCGCCACGAAUUACUGGCAACUUUUCUUGUCGCAGGGAUUAUGCAUCGGCAUCGCUGGUGGACUGCAGUUCUGCCCGGUCAUGUCGCUGGUCAGCACCUAUUUCGUCAAGAAGCGCUCAUUCGCCAUUGGCUUUGUGACCAUUGGCUCUUGCACCGGCGGUGUGGUGUUCCCCAUCGUGGUGCAACAACUUCUCCCUCGCAUUGGAUUUCCUUGGACAAUCAGGGUCUGCGGCUUCCUCAUGCUAUUCACGAAUAUCUUGACGAACAUUGUCUAUCGCACACGACUGCCUCCCCGCAAAGCGGGACCUAUUGUCGAGUGGUCGAGUUUCAAAGAGCUGCCUUAUGUGCUUUAUUGCGCAGGCAUGUUUUUCAAUUUCUGGGGCUUGUACUUCGCUUUCUUCUUCGUGGGCAGCUAUGGUCGCAAUGUCAUUGGUAUGAGUUACCAUGACUCCAUCGAGUUGCUGCUCACAAUGGUCGCUGUUGGCUUUCUCUGGCGUCUACUACCCAACUACUUUGCCGAUCGCAUGGGUGCGGUCAACGUCAUGUUGCCGUUCUCCCUGCUCUGCGGUAUCAUGAUUUACGCAUGGAUAGGAGUGCACUCCAAAGCAUCGCUGUUCGUCUUCGCCGCCAUCUACGGUUCUGGCUCAGCUGGCUUGCAGUCCAUGUUCCCAGCCGGGUUAUCAAGCUUGACGUCGGAUAUGAAGAAAGCAGGUGUGCGUAUGGGCAUGGGCUUCACGAUAGUAAGCUUUGCGUGCUUGACUGGACCACCGCUGGCUGGUGCGCUGAUCACACAUAACAAUGGCAAUUAUCUGACUGCGCAAAUCUGGGGCGGGACGUCUUUUAUCUUGGGCGUAUCUCUUCUGUUCGCUGCGCGUACUGCAAAAGUUGGGCUUCGUCUCGUGCAGAAAGUAUGA